Molecule: messenger RNA, 1968 nt
Organism: Temnothorax curvispinosus
Lineage: Eukaryota; Metazoa; Arthropoda; Insecta; Hymenoptera; Formicidae
Gene: MED6
Product: mediator of RNA polymerase II transcription subunit 6
Exons: 6
Coding region: 146-847 (233 amino acids)
Biological process (GO): regulation of transcription by RNA polymerase II
Cellular component (GO): mediator complex; core mediator complex
Molecular function (GO): transcription coactivator activity
Source: RefSeq, a predicted model, not a curated record
GCCGGUAGGUGCGUGAGGAUCGAUGUAAACAGAAUGCUGAAAAGAAGAAUGACACAUGUGACGGAAAUGUGAUUAAUAUAAAUACGUUAUAGCGCGGACUGCAAUUAUUUUGCACAAAUUUUGCAAUUUCCAUUGAGUGGAUGUGAUGAUGAUGCCCGGAAAAACUCCGGUACAAGGUAAAGAGAAUCCUUUGGGCCUGUCUUGGCACGACAGCGCCUGGAUUCCGGUCCUUAAUCCGAGCAACAUUAUGGACUACUUCUCGGAAAGGAGCAAUCCAUUCUACGACAGAACUUGCAACAAUGAGAUAGUUAAGAUGCAGCGUCUGAGUCCCGAUCAGUUGACCAAUAUGACCGGCUUGGAGUACAUUCUGUUGCACGUACAAGAGCCGAUCCUAUACGUGAUUAGAAAACAACACAGGCAUUCGCCAACUUUAGCAUCGCCAGUUGCCGAUUACUACAUCAUAGCCGGCGUUGUGUACCAAGCUCCAGAUUUAGGAUCCGUCGUGAGUUCUAGACUGUUGUCCACAGUUCACCACCUACAAUCCGCCUUCGACGAAGCAAGUUCCUGCUCUCGAUAUCAUCCGAGUAAGGGCUAUUCCUGGGACUUCAAGAAUGGCAAGGCCUUGGCCGCCAAGAAGGAAACGCCGGUGCGCGAGGAGCCUAGCUCAUUGUUUCAGCGGCAGAGAGUGGAUAUGUUACUCGCGGAGCUCACUCGUAAAUUUCCCUUACCGGUGCCAAAGCCAGUGCACCAAGCAGUGACAGAAGCUUCCGUAGAGAUUAAGCAGGAAGUGAAGACCGAGAAGAAAGACAUGAAACCACCACCCGAAAAGAAACCUAGACUGAAUUAAUAAUAAGUACGAGCGUUUCCGGGAGGCGAGCGAUGAGGCGCACGAGAAGAUGGGUAACGAAGCUAAAAUGCACGAAGCGCUCGACAAUGAAGUCCAGGAAGUGUACGGCGAAGUAUAUGGGCCGUACGACGAUCUGCACGUGGUGGAAGGCGAAGUAGAGCAGGCGUCCAACGAAUCGCACGACGAACCGUACGAGAUGCAGGAAGCAGUUGCAGUCGCGAGGCGAACUGGAGCAACGAACGCAGUAGAGGUGGGAAAAGGACAGAUUUUUCUGGCUUUGAUUAUUCAGAGUUUCUCGAUCAAUCGGUUAUCAAUAAAGUAAAGUUGGUUGUAGUUAUUAAUAAAAAUAAAAGUAGGUAUAUACAAAAGAUGCGAUGUCGGUUACGCGAUACACAUAAAAUUAACUUAAGAGAUUACUAAUGUAAUCGGAAUUAUUUGUCUCUAAAGGAUGGGAUAACCGGUUAUGAGAAUUAUUAGGUAUUGUUUGUCACUUUUGGAUAAAAUUAAUAGUUCGGCUCUAUUAUGUUCCCCGGAUGUUCUCUGACAAGCGCGCAUGUCUAGAACGCAGCGACCGCAUCUUUGCGUCGCGCGGCGUCUCCUGGGGGAGCGGUGGACCGCAAGUGGAUGCUGCGGAUCCUGGAUCGCGUUCGUCAUCGAGCGCAUCUGAUAAUGGCGGCGGCUGCGGUCGGCGUGAUAGUCUGGACCGCUUUGGUGUACGGUGUCUUCUUGGGCGCGACGGCCUGCGGAAGCGGUCGCACCUGCUUCCGUUCGUCUCUUAAAUAUGCGCACGCUAAACGCGCGCUGUUUUAACCCUGUAAACCCUUUAACUGUCCAUCGAUCGUCUCCGUAAACGGGGGUUAAAGUUAACCGAGGUUCACAACCUGUCUCACCUCCGCAUCUGCGAGAAGAGAUGAAAGAUGGUUGACCACCGGCUAGCUUUAAUGAAGAUUUGCAAGACUCGCUUUGUAGACACAUCCUUUUUUUUGCGAAAUUAUACGAAAAGUGUCCCGGUAUAUUUGUCUGUCGAGAUGUCUUCAGUAAAUCCAGAUUUUUAACGCCGUCAUUUCCAAGAGGCGCGAGACAAAGUACUAUUUUAAAUGUACUUCAUACGUAUCUAUAUA